Messenger RNA from Caenorhabditis angaria, 231 nucleotides. The record is from the annotation of a GenBank genome assembly. Lineage: Eukaryota; Metazoa; Nematoda; Chromadorea; Rhabditida; Rhabditidae.
AUGUGUGUACUUCUCGAGAAGUUUGAUGAGUAUGACGGACCAGUUCGAGGAAUCUGUUUCCAUCAAGAACAACUGAUUUUUGUGUGUGGUGGUGAUGAUUACAAGAUCAAAGUGUGGAAUUGGAAUUAUAAGCAGAAACGAUGCAUUUUCACACUUUUAGGACAUUUGAAUUAUAUUCCAACAACAUUUUUUCACAAUAAAUAUCCAUGGAUUGAUUAUAUCAGCCUCUGA